This is a messenger RNA of Paramecium pentaurelia, 1418 nucleotides long. NCBI's taxonomy places the organism in Eukaryota, Ciliophora, Oligohymenophorea, Peniculida, Parameciidae. The record is from the annotation of a GenBank genome assembly.
AUGUACGAAUUGCAACAAGGUGAUAUGAUAGGGGAUAUAUACAAAGUUAAGAAACUUCUAUCUUAAGGUUCCUUUGGUAAAGUGUAUAUAGGGAAAAAUAUAGAGAGUGGAAUGAAAGUGGCAAUUAAAGUUGAAAAAUAAGAAAUGUAGAAUUUCUUAAGUUUAGAGAGAGAGGUUAGUUGAAAAAUUAUUGAUAGGUAGAAAUUUUGAAGAAAUUAAGAGGUAUUCCAUAAGUACCCUAAUUACUAUGGUAUGGAAAAUAUAAGGAGCUUUAAGUAAUGAUAACUAAGAUGCUUGGAUUUGAUUUAAUUUAUUUCUUGAAAAAAAAUAAGAAAUUUUCAAUUGAAUGUAUUUUUAACAUUGCUUAAUAAAUGAUAGAAAUUUUAGAAAAUAUUCAUAAAAAGUAUAUUAAUAAGGUUAUUUUUAAGGAAUAUAAUUCAUAGAGAUUUAAAACCAGAAAAUAUAUUGGGUAAAAGUCAUUCAGAUUAAAUUUAUUUAAUUGAUUUUGGAAUUGCAAAAGAUUUUGUAAAAAGUAAGAAAUAAAGUAAAGCCAAAAUUCCAUUUAUUGGAACCAGUAGAUAUGCUAGUGUAACUGCUCAUAGAGGUUUAGAGCAAUCUAAAAGAGAUGAUUUAGAAUCUUUAGGUUAUGUUUUGAUAUAUCUUCUAAAACAGAAAUUACCAUGGUCUAAUUAUGAGAAAAGUGAAAAUGAUCGUUUAGAAAGAAUUGGUUAAUUAAAAUAUGAAAUAAAACCAUAAGAAAUUUGUGAAGGUUGUCCUUAAUAAUUAUUAAAGUAAUAAUAAAAAUAAAAAUUUAGUUAUAUGACUUAAGUAGCAUAAUUAAAUCAUCAAUAAAUUCCAAAUUAUUAAAAACUAAAGUCUAUUUUUUAGUUGAAAAUUAAUCAUAAAUAAUAUAUGAUCUUUGAUUGGUCAAAUACUUAAUUUGUUAAUUCGAAAACUAUUUAAGAUAAAAAAAAUAAUAAUAAUAAUUAGAAAUAAAAUAAAUAUGAUAGUGUUUAGCAUAUAAAACUGUAUUUUAUUUAAUAUAUUGUAGAUCUGCUGACAAAAUGAGUUCAAGACAUCUUCAUACAAUUACUUUUCAUGUUGACUCAAAUGCCUCUUCCUGUUUCAAUAGUCAACAAUCAAGUAGUAUGUAACACUCUUUUGGAAGUCAUUAAAGUGUAUAGGUUGAUUUUUUAAAUUCUGAUUCAAGUGUAUAAUCUUAAAAGAAAUAAAACAAACUUUCAACUUUUGAUGCAUUUAUAAUUAAUGAUGAUAUUAUGCCAAUAAAAGAUUAGCUUUAAUUAAUGGAAUUAGAAAAUCAGGAUUUAGAAAUAAAACAUAAUUUGUUACAUUAUCAUUCAGUUUAUUAUAACUUCAAGAAUCCAUUUUAAGGCAUUUUAUCUCUAAAAAUCAAUUGA